GCGGCCUGGGCGCGCGGCCCGCGGCGGUUGGCGGCUUGUGGGGCCGGCGGGCGGUUGCCGUGAGCAGGACCAGAGCUCCGGCGGCGAGAGCCGGCGCCAUGGUGGAGAAGGAGGAGGCGGGCGGCGGUAUCAGCGAGGAGGAGGCGGCUCAGUAUGACCGGCAGAUCCGUCUCUGGGGAUUGGAGGCCCAGAAACGGCUGCGGGCCUCCCGGGUGCUUCUUGUUGGCAUGAAGGGACUCGGGGCUGAAAUCGCCAAGAAUCUCAUCCUGGCCGGAGUGAAAGGACUGACCAUGCUGGAUCACGAGCAGGUAUCUCCAGAAGACCCCGGAGCCCAGUUCCUGAUCCGUACUGGGUCUGUUGGCCGAAACAGGGCCGAAGCCUCUUUGGAGCGCGCACAGAAUCUCAACCCCAUGGUGGAUGUGAAGGUGGACACUGAGAAUAUAGAAAAGAAACCUGAGUCGUUUUUCACCCAAUUUGAUGCUGUAUGUCUGACUUGCUGCUCCAGGGAUAUCAUAGUUAAAGUUGACCAGAUCUGUCACAAAAAUAGCAUCAAGUUCUUUACAGGAGAUGUUUUUGGCUACCACGGAUACACGUUUGCCAAUCUCGGAGAGCAUGAAUUUGUAGAGGAGAAAACCAAAGUUGCCAAAGUUAGUCAAGGAGUAGAAGAUGGACCUGAUACCAAGAGAGCCAAACUUGAUUCAUCUGAGACAACCAUGGUCAAAAAGAAGGUGGUCUUCUGCUCCAUCAAAGAAGCGCUGGAAGUGGACUGGAGCAGUGAUAGAGCAAAGGCAGCUCUCAAGCGCACGACUCCGGAUUACUUUCUCCUUCAAGUGCUCCUGAAGUUCCGCACAGAUAAAGGAAGAGAUCCUAGUUCUGAUACCUUUGGGGAAGAUUCUGAGUUGUUGCUUCAGAUUCGAAACGAUGUGCUUGACUCCCUGGGUGUUAAUCCUGACCUGCUUCCCGAAGACUUUGUCAGGUACUGCUUCUCUGAGAUGGCCCCAGUGUGUGCAGUGGUUGGAGGGAUCCUGGCCCAGGAAAUUGUGAAGGCCCUGUCUCAAAGGGACCCUCCUCACAACAACUUCUUCUUCUUUGAUGGCAUGAAGGGGAACGGGAUUGUGGAGUGCCUCGGCCCCAAGUGAACCCAAGACUUGGCAGCCGCAGCGAUGCUGCCCGCGGCUUGCUCACAUGUGAUCCUUGUCCCCUUCCCCCGUGACGGCCCUCUCCAGGCGAGGGAGAGUGAAGUCACUGAACCCAUGCAAACCGUUUCCUGUGAGCAGUGAGGUCGUACAGAUGUGCUGCUUCUCAGCACCCGGGGCUGCUAAGCAAGGGGCGUAGGUCCUGGCUGUCGCCGUUCCCGUCCCAGGCCUGCGCGGCCAGCACCUGACAGCCCCCUCUGACUCCUCGUCACGGCGUCGCCAGUCCCCCCGGCCACGAGCCAGCACGCCUUGUUGCUUAGGAGCCUCUUGCCACCUUCUCGGCCUUAGUCUCCGCCUGUUGUCACACAGAGAGGAGCAUGACUUCAGGUGGGGAAUAAGGCCUAGGACCGAUGAAACACUAGUGGAACCACAGUUCCAAAUGCCGACAGGUGCCCUUAGAGAGGAAAAAACAUGGCAGGCGGAAUGUAUUUCCUCCAAAGUUUGAGACUCUGAAAAACAACAGGUGGCAUCUGGUGUGCUAUUCUUGAGUUUUAGUUUAGGAUUAGUUGAGUUCCAGCCUGGAUUUUGGACGAGAGGAAAUAUCACCAAGUCCUCUUGGGUAUGAGGGUGAGACCUUGCAAAUGGAAUAUUAGCGGGAAAGCUCGUUUUAAAAAGGCAGAUUCCCUGGUCCCACCCCCUGGGGAUUCUGACUCCUUGGCCGCGAGCUGGGACAGAGGAGACCGCCCUUCCCACGGAGCCCCAUGCCGAUGCCGUACCGACCCUCGCUCUGGAGGCUGUCGCGUGUUAAGGGCUGUAUCGGCCCUUCAUUUACCCCCCUGAAUUGCAGCUGUUCGUGUUUUUUUUAUAUUUUCUAUAUUUCCUUGGUUCUUUAAAAAGGAAUGAUUGAAAUAAAGUUAUUUGCUUUAGGA
Molecule: messenger RNA, 2065 nt
Organism: Balaenoptera musculus (blue whale)
Lineage: Eukaryota; Metazoa; Chordata; Mammalia; Artiodactyla; Balaenopteridae
Gene: SAE1
Product: SUMO1 activating enzyme subunit 1
Exons: 9
Coding region: 99-1139 (346 amino acids)
Biological process (GO): protein sumoylation
Cellular component (GO): SUMO activating enzyme complex; cytoplasm
Molecular function (GO): SUMO activating enzyme activity
Source: RefSeq, a predicted model, not a curated record